CAUCAGUCAGGUGGGAGCUUGUACUCCCGAUCUGUAAACUACAAAAUAUUUUUUUGUCCCACUUUCCAUUUCAAAGGAAGUGAAAAAAAAACAAUCAAAACAAAUGAACGAAAGAAUCCACAGCAUUAAACAAGGAAAAGUUUGAAUGUCGUCACCACUGAUAUCCCCAUUGUGAAAUUACAAGUAGUGAUGGAGUUGUCUGAAGCGACGCUAUGCAAUAAAUUGCGGCGCGUACAUCAAAUAUGUUCAGUUGGCAAACGAGCAUAAUCGUUACAAGACUAAGUAAAAGAAUUCUUUAUCAAACACAAGACGCAAGAAGCUUACGAAAAUUUCUGCAACACAAAGGAAAUCUGAUUUUUAACACCACCAUCCAAUAUUUCAAAACUCAACCAAACAUGUCCGUGUUCGGCGCCGAAUUUGAUGAAGUUUGGCCAAAAACCGGGUCGACCAUGGAAUUAACCGAUUUUGGGAAAAAGUUGUUGCAUAAAUGCUUAAAAGUGGAAAAACCAGAUGGGAGUCAUAUUGACAUUCAAAGUUUCAUCAAAAAGUCAUCCAACUUCCCUGUGGAGUUCGGCACCAAUACCUGUCGUAUCAUCAGUCAGCCAAAAGAGCGUUAUCCGGAAAUUCAGAAACAAAUCGCUUCUGCCUAUCCGAUAAUACAUGAACGAGUUUUGGGCUUAUACCUGGCUUUCUUGGAACAUAAAUGCAAAUACGGCAACGAUAUCGAACGCGCAAUCUACACUGAGAUGACACUCACUGACCUGGUGCAGCGCCUGCUGAUAAAGCGUUGUGUGGCCUUUGUCGGCAAUUCCGAUGAAUAUCUCUUGAUAACUGGACAAAUGGGUUUCGGUGGAUUUCACGAUGUCGGUACCACCGCUGAGCGCGCGGAGUUGAAACUAGAAAAUGUGCUCAGUUAUGAUGAAAUAAAGCUUUCGGCUUUUCUCUCCGUCUCUUCGCACACUGAAUUCCUCAAUGAUGGGGAUCGCUUUAAUGCGGGCGUAAUUGAAAUGGAUAAAAGUAAAAUUGAAGUGGCGGGUGUUGUCAUCGGCAUGAUCGGUGGUCGCUUCGAGGUGAUGAAUGUGAUGGAGUGGCAAGAUAUUAUGAUCACGCCCAUGCAGAAUACCAUACAGCAGGGCUAUAGCUAUGCAGUGGGCGAGGCAGCGCAGGCGAACAACAACAACAAUCGCAUUGUCGGCUAUCGUCAGCUGUGGUUACGUUUCUACGAAGAGCAAGACAAACUUUACGAAAAAGUGAACCUGUUGGAUACGCCCCGCUACUUCAAGGUGCCACACACUGAUUUCAUAUUCGACAAUGUGACAAUGAAGAAGCGUUACGCCAUCUCUUUUGACACACUGCUGCUAGAGGCAGAUGCGCGUGGUGUUGCAGCGGACCGACAGGUGUAUCUACAUGUGGUCGGCAUCGGGUUGGGCGUUUGGCGUGCGGUGGAGCAUCAGUGUGAGAUAUUUUUGGAAGCGUUUGGUGAGCGCUUGCAGGAGCUCAUUCCGCGCUUGUCUCAUGUAGGAGUAGUGCAUUUUUCGCAUUUCCACGCAAGCGCUUGUGGUAUACUAAAGAAUGGCGGCAUAAUUGCAGAGGAAACACAUUCAGCUGGUGGCAUUAAAAUGCUGCUGAGCGAUCGUAAUCCUGCGCAGAAGUUGUCGCCGGAAUACGAAAAUAUGCUUGUAGUGGAAUCUUAUGCUUGGGACGGAAACGCUUUGCCAGGCAAUGAAUUUUGGAUGGGCUCUCUGAGCGGUUCGGGCGACCCAGCUGCUGCUUGCAGCACCCUGAUCACUGAGCUACACAAUCCGCAUAUAAACUCAGAAAUGGUGAAUGGUGAAAAUUUGCAUGUGGCCUCAGAUCGCUUUGGUGUUUUGCAUAUUGGAGAAUUUUCCAAGAAAUUUUUGGGACAAACUUUAAACUAAACCAAUUUUUAAUUAAUUUCUUCUAGUUCACGGCCCAAAAGGAAAAAGUGUAUAAUAAAAUCUACUGGAAAUGUGAGGUGUAGGCAAAUGAAUUGAAUUAAAUAAGAAAUGUAUAUAAAAAUGCUACUGAAUUAAGAAAUGAAUUAAUAAAUAAAGAAAUAGGUACUAUUUUAAUGUGCGA
Molecule: messenger RNA, 2100 nt
Organism: Anastrepha ludens (Mexican fruit fly)
Lineage: Eukaryota; Metazoa; Arthropoda; Insecta; Diptera; Tephritidae
Exons: 7
Coding region: 243-1919 (558 amino acids)
Source: RefSeq, a predicted model, not a curated record